UAGGCUUUAAUGUCGGUUGGGAAAAAUGGAAAAUGAACAUUAAUGUCGGUUUUGAAAACGCGGAUGUUUAAUGUCGGUUUUCCACCGACAUUAAAGACUAAGCUUUAAUGUCGGUUUUAAACCGACAUUAAAGGUCCGCCAUUUUGAAAACCGACAUUAAAGGUCCAUUUAAUUUUUUUUUAAUAAUUUUAUUUUGUGAAAAAAUAAUAGUCUCUCUCUUACUUUACUCUUUCGACCCUCUCCUACUCGCGCAAUCCCUUUUCUUCUCCAAAUGAAUUCGUCCAUUUCUUCUUCGGCAACUUUUUCUUCUCCGAUGCCCGUUCCUUCUCCGACUUUUUCUCAUUGUUUUUCUCAUCUUCUUUUCUUUUUCUGAAUCCUUCCCAUAUUCAUCCAAAGGCAUGCUCAUCCACUUUCUGUAGAGUUCCGUCACUCUCUUCUUAUGGAUUGUUGGUCCCUUUCUCUCCCUCUCGACGACGAGUUCAAGAAGCUCGUCAAUCGUAUGAACCCUCACAGGGUUACCAUUGAUAAUGAUUCCAUUAGAAAAGCUACUCCGAUUAAGGUUGAUAGUGCUAAUAAGCGAGGGAGUUUACUGGAAGUGGUUCAGGUUCUUAAUGAUUUGAAUCUCAUAAUUAGACGAGCUUACAUAGUUAUUUGCCUCGUUUGGAAUUACAGCUGGUUUUGUUGUGUUUUUCAUUGGCAAUCCUUAGAUUUCUUCUCAAGGGUUUUGGAGUAUCCAAGAUUUCCUCUCAAAUUAUUGUAA
Molecule: messenger RNA, 760 nt
Organism: Cucumis melo (muskmelon)
Lineage: Eukaryota; Viridiplantae; Streptophyta; Magnoliopsida; Cucurbitales; Cucurbitaceae
Product: ACT domain-containing protein ACR4-like
Exons: 4
Coding region: 440-760 (106 amino acids)
Source: RefSeq, a predicted model, not a curated record